Messenger RNA from Pantherophis guttatus, 5956 nucleotides. The record is from RefSeq and is a predicted model, not a curated record. NCBI's taxonomy places the organism in Eukaryota, Metazoa, Chordata, Lepidosauria, Squamata, Colubridae.
CCCUCAGCGGCAUUUGGAGGGUUGUAGCCGUGGCGGCUCUUCGGGUCGUCUCCUCCUCCUUCUCCUCGUCCUUCGCGGCCUCGUCCUGACCCGGCCCGGCGCCUUUCGGACCCAUUGAGGAUGAGUUUCCCGGCCCUCCAACGCGCGUCCUUCUGUGACCGUUCUAGCUCCUUCAACUAGCGACUGGUCUCUCUUGCAAUUAUGGCUAUUUGAAAGACCUAGAACGAGUGGAGGGGGAGCUCCCCUCCCCCUUCCGUGUGUUGCUUUUUGGAGUCAUAUUUUUUUCUGGACAGUAAUAAUAUAUUUUGUAGAUUUAAAACGAGGAAAUGAACUCUGAAUUUAUAUCGAUAAAGUUAUUUAUUUUUUUAAAUAUCAAGCCUUAAUAGCACAAAGAUUCUCAUGGAAGCUGGUCGAAAGGUGGAAAUCAUGAACCUCUUGUGAAGAAAGAACAAAGGGAAAAUUUGCAGGGCCUUGUCUUGCAUAAAUGAACAGUUCAGCAGGGAAUAAGAUGAGUUCUUUGGUGCCUGAUUGUACCUCAAAGUGUCGCUCAUUACAGCAUGCUUUAGAUAUUGUUUCCGUAGUGACCCGGGGAAGUGAAGGUCAGAUCAAAGCCUUCCUCACUUCUCACUGCUAUAAUGCCGCAACAAGCAAGGAUACGUUUGGCAGGAAUGCCCUCCAUAUUGCCUCCUCUUGUGGUAAAAAAGGAGUGCUAGACUGGUUGGCAGAAACAAAUGGAGUGGAUUUGUUGGCAAAAGACAAGGAGUCAGGAUGGACAGCUUUGCAUCGUGGCAUUUUCUAUGGCCAUAUAGAUUGUGCAUGGUCAUUACUAAAGCACGGUGUGAAUUUGUAUGUUCAGGAUAAAGAAGGCUUGUCUGCUUUGGAUCUUGUUAUGAAAGACAGGCCAGCCUUUGUUACCUUCAAGAAUACAGAUCCCACAGAUGUCUAUACCUGGGGAAACAACAUCAAUUUUACUUUAGGCCAUGGUGGUCAGCAGAGUAGACAUCAUCCUGAAUUGGUGGAUCUCUUUCCUCGAAAUGGGAUUUAUAUUAAACAGGUGGUACUCUGCAAAUUUCAUUCGGUGUUCCUUUCCCAGAAAGGACAGGUUUAUACCUGUGGGCAUGGUCAAGGAGGUCGCUUGGGGCAUGGUGACGAACAGACUUGCUUGAUUCCUAGACUGGUAGAAAGCUUGGUGGGUCAUCAGUGUUCUCAAGUGGCAGCAGCUAAAGAUCAUACACUUGUACUAACAGAAGAUGGAUGUCUAUAUGCCUUUGGCAUCAAUACUUUUCAUCAGCUUGGUAUACAUCCUCCUCCUCCUAACUGCAGUGUUCCCAGACAGAUACAAGCAAAAAAUCUUAAGGGAAGGACAGUGAUUGGUGUGGCUGCAGGGAGAUUCCAUUCAGUAUUAUGGACCAAAGAAGCAGUCUAUACAAUGGGACUGAAUGGUGGACAAUUAGGAUACUUGCUAGAUCCUAAUGGAGAGAAGUGUGUAACUUCUCCUCGCCAAGUCUCUGCUCUACAUCAUAAGGACAUCAGUAUGUCCUUUGUCACUGCAAGUGAUGGUGCCACAGUUUGUGUUACUGAAAAAGGAGACAUCUAUUUGCUUAGUGACUAUCAGUGCAAGAAGAUUGCUUCCAAGCAACUUAACCUAAAAAAGGUUCUUGUAAGUGGAGGCCAUUUGGAUUACAGGGUGAAUCCUCAACAUCUUAAAGAAAACGGAGGUCUGAGGAUUUAUAUUCUUGCACUGGAUCAAGCUGGAAGAGUGUUGUGCUGGAAAUCUGCCAAUAGUCCAAUGAGGCAGUGUCGAUGGAUCUAUGGUCGCCAAGUGUAUAUGUCUGAUGUUUUUCUAAAUAGGAAUGAAAUUAUGUUUGUUACACAGGAUGGUGAAGCUUUUAAGGGAAAAUGGAUGGAUGGGAACAGACAUUCAGAAAAGAGAGAUAUGGUGUCAAAUCUUCAGAAUUCUUCAAGUGAUAUCUCAUCCUAUGAUGCAAACAAUACAUAUGAACGAAUACAACUUGAGAAACUUGCUUUUGUGCAUAGAGCAGUCAGUAUUACGACAGAUCCUAAUGGAUAUAAUUUUGCUGUUUUACAGUCAGAUCCCAAAACAAGUUUGUAUGAAAUUCCAAAUGUGUCAAGCUCCACCAUUACUGAAGAUUUUGGAAAGUUGUUGAGAGAAGCUGAAGUUAUGGACACUAUCCAUGAUGUUACUUUUCAGGUUGGCACUCGGACUUUUCCUGUGCACAAAUACAUGUUGGCAAUGCGCUCUGAUUUUUUCCGGAAACUCUUUGUAUCAGACCCAAACUGGUUAGAUUCUGCUGACCUGUAUCGUAAAGAUAAAGACGAAGUUGGUUGUGAUCUGUUCGUGAUGGAGAAACUUCAUCCAGACCUGUUUAUGUACCUUCUCCAGUACAUUUAUACAGACUCAUGUGAUCUGCUGAUUCAUGGCUACAGGCCCAGAAUGAUGUACAAAGAAAGAGUGGAAGAGAAUGAAGACAACUUAAUUACAAGCUUGAAUAAAAUGGCUGUUCAUGGGGACGUUAAUAACAAGUCUGCAUUUGCGGUUUAUAGACGCAACCAAGUGCAGAUGAUGAAUGAAAAACAGAGAAGUAAAUCAAAAUCCACUUCUAAAAAAUGCAAAGAUGUUGGAGAAGAAAUGAAUCUCGUUAAAAUGUUGCAAAUUGCUGCAAAGAAAUUUGGUCUUAGUAAUUUAAGUUCAAGGCUAGAUGGAAUCAGGAUAGAAAAUGGAAGAGUUAAUGUUGUGAACAGAAAAAAUGGCAACAAACCAAAGUUCAGUCAGAAAAAAUGUUCACACCUUUGUGAUGUGACUAUCAAGUCUAAAGAUGGAAAGGAAUUCCCAUGCCACAAAUGUGUGCUCUGUGCCAAACUUGACUACUUUCACAGCAUGCUGAGCAACUCCUGGAUUGAGGCAUCAUGUUGUUCAUCUCUAGAGUUGCCGUUCCCAUCUGAAAUCCUGCAGGUCAUCCUGGAUUAUAUUUACGCAGAUGAAGCCGUUGCAGUAAAUGAAUCUCAAAAUGUGGAAUUCAUCUGCAAUGUUCUAGUGGUGGCAGACCAGCUCCUUAUGUUACGAUUAAAAGAAAUUUGUGAAGUAGCCAUUACAGAAAAAUUGACUUUAAAGAAUGCUGCUGAGCUCCUGGAAUUUUCAGCCACAUAUAAUGCUGAACAGCUAAAACAGUCCUGCUUGCAGUUCAUUGUAUUAAACAUGGCAGCCAUACUUGAAACACGAGUUCUGGAUGUUCUAAGUGAUGAAGUUUUGAAAGAUCUUUCUACCUCUUACAGAAAAAUGAUUCCUGCUAUGGAGCGCAGAUUAAUUACUCCAUACCAAGAUGGUCCUGAUAUUAGUUCUCUGGAGCCUGAGGAAGGAGAAACCUUUGUCUUCCUAAAAGAGGAGCGGAGUACAGAGCAAGCUUUGCAAGAAGCACUCCUCAAGAAAGCUAAAGCAAAGGCUAAAAAGAAACCUCGAAGACGUUCCGACAGUUCAGGAGGGUAUAAUCUGUCAGAUAUUAUCCAGAAUCCACCGACUACAGUUCAUGCAGUUCAUGCAGGAAUACUGAAACUGGAUAAAGCUAAUUCUAUUGAAUCCCUCCCUGAAAUGCUGACAUCUGAUUCUGAAGGCAGUUCUGUGGGAGUGAACAGUCCUAGAGAUUUGCAGUCGCCUGAUUUUACAGCAGGUCUCCCUACAGAUAAAAUUGAGGUGAAAGAGAAAAUGGGUAUUUCAAAUACGUUUGUUUCUCCUGCCAACAAAGAGUUAAAAAUCUGUCAUGGAUCAUCAGUGCAAAAACAUUCUCUUCCACAGAGUAUCCCUAAUAACAAAAGCACCUCUAUGAGUCCUUCCAACUGGGUUGCCGGCUCUUUUAGUCCUGCCAGUCCUCCUGCUGUUGAUUUAAGAACUAUUAUGGAAAGUGAAGAAAAUCUACAGAAAUGUGAAAGCAUGCCAAAAAUAAAUUUAUGUAGAGCCACUUCCCAAGGAAAUAAACUUUCUCAGAAGCAAAAGAAAUUGAUGGCUCUGGCUGCUAAGGAUAAUAACCCAGAGACUGUGCCCGAUGCAGUUGUGUUAUCUACAGCUCCCAAAACUACAAAGCCAGUGACUGUGUGGGCUUCUUCAUUGCAUUCUGCUUUGCCAAAAUCAUUCCGAGAUCUCCUGUUACAAGAGAAAAAAGUAGUUGGUGCCAGUUCUGCUAAAGCGAUGGAGAAUGUACCAGCGCAAAAAUGUUUGAGCAGGUACACAAAUACCAUUGCUCUUGGGGCAGAAAGUGAACAUUCUUGUGAACCAAUGCCAUCAGAGAAUCAGAAUCCUUGGUUAGCAUCACCCUUACGAAACCCGGCUGCAGCAUUGCCUAUCACAUUUGCAGAAAUUGUAGAAGAAGAACUUCAGCAAGAAGCUGCUCUUAUACGAAGUAGAGAAAAACCUUUAGCUUUGAUCCAGAUUGAAGAACGUGCUAUUCAGGAUUUGUUAAUCCACUACCAAGCAGUUGGCAACCCUGAUGAGUUUGUGGUUGUUGAAAGGUCUCCACAGGGGCCAAUUGCAGCUCCUAUGUGGAAUAAGCAUUGAUGCCCUCAUUUAAAAAAAAAAAUUCUACUGUUCAUAAAUGUGAGGCUAUUUGUUGUUUGCAUGGAUCUGCCGAUUCUAAAAUAAGAAUGAGGAUAGUAAGAUGUGUUACUGCUUUUCAGUAUAGUAUCUGUUUUGAAAUGUGCAAUUUCUUUAUCAAAUUGCUGUACUAUAUUGUGCUCAUUUACCAGAUGCUUUUUACUCACUAUUUGGAGUUGAAAGAUAUUGCAUAUGGGUAAACUUAAAGUACGCAGGUCAUAUAUUUCAUAUAAUUAGUUGUCAAUAAUAAGUACCAUGUUUUGAAUUACUUUUCCAGUUGGCAGCAAUUGAUUUCUCAUACUCAUGUAUACCUGUGAAAUUAAUGGGACUAAAAGUGAUCAACCUGAAUUUCAGAUUAUUUAAAAAUGCUUUUGUAUGUAAAAGGAAGAAAAAUAGUGCUGUUAUAGAAACGGGUAUUUGAUGUCUGUAUUUUUGUGGAUUUAUAGUCUUUGUUUUUUCUGGACAGUGCUCUUAACUCCAUGCCUUACGGGAAUGCAAGCGCUUACAUUGUUAUAAGAAUGAUGGUGUUGAUGAUGAUACUAUUUACUACUAGUACUUCUACUACUACUACUACUACUAUUACUACUUAUUUCUUCUGAAGCUAAUUUUCAGAUGAGGUCUUGCAAGAAGGGUGUACAGAAUGGGAUCUGAUAAAUACACAUGUUAACUUGAAAAAAUAUCUUUCAGAAAAGCUAAAAUCCAAGCGAAGUGUUAAAAGUUUGAAAGGAAAUCGGACAAUUUACUUAAGUGUUUCUCAAUCUCAAUAUCUUUUAGAUGUUUGGACUUCAGUUCCCACAAUUACCAAGCCAGCACAGGGAAUUCUGGGAGUUGAAGUUCGCACAUCUUAAAAGUUGCUGAUAUUGAGAAGCACUGCCUUUAGAUGUAUACAUAUAACAUUGAAUACUGGGUCUUCAAAGCCCUGAUUGCGGUGUGGUUUUUUGUUGUUCAAAAGCCUUUCUGCAAAGUCUAGAAAAUGAUGUAAAUUAUGUCUGAAGUUGGGAGAAGAGUGGGAUGAUUUCUUUCCAUUAUUUCAGAGUCUUCCAUAGUAACCUGUGGCCAAGUGGUCCCUUCUUGACCACUAAUGGUCCUUGGAAGAAAUAAUCUUUAUCCAUAAUCAUGUAAUUCUGUCUAAUGAUGUGUGAUUGAACCAUAAAAAUAACUCUGUCAACAGAGCUGCAAUAAAGAGCGAAGAGCAAGUUCCAACAGGCAAUCUCAAAACAGCAGUUCUUACCUUCUGUGCCAGUGUCAGAAAUUCUCCGUAUGUUCAUUGUACUUACACAGGAUCAUAAUGGGUAUAAAAUGAAUUUAAUUUCAUUUGCAUUUGCAAUUAAAGAGUCACCUUAAGAUUAGAAC